This is a messenger RNA of Nematostella vectensis (starlet sea anemone), 6426 nucleotides long. RefSeq names its product multiple PDZ domain protein. Gene Ontology annotation, molecular function: protein binding. The transcript is spliced from 37 exons. Bases 302 to 6286 code for a protein of 1994 amino acids. The record is from RefSeq and is a predicted model, not a curated record. Lineage: Eukaryota; Metazoa; Cnidaria; Anthozoa; Actiniaria; Edwardsiidae.
AGCGUCUCGUAUCUUUCCGUAUUUACAUGCUCAACAUAUCUCAAAAUCGUGUGGUAUUUGCUUGGAAUUUCGGUGAUUCCUUCGUGAAAUACUUAAAAAAAGAUCACAAAUGCGGUUCAGCAAGAGUUUAUGCCUAUUGUCUAGCAGGACGGUGUAGAAUGUGAUGUUAUUUUUAUGUAUUAAUUCCUAAAAUCUUUAAAGUUGUUCGUUCAGGCCAUUCGAAAGUCCACUUGAAAGUUGCAGGUUAAAAUAAUUUCUACCGCAAAACAACAAAAACCUGUAGAGCAGAAACACCGAAGCCAUGCCUGGAUUAGAAGAGACAUCGCGAGUUGUGCAGAUUCUUGAUGGCUUCCAAAGAAAGCUUGAAUCACAGGGCGAUUACGACAAUGGUGAGGAUCUGGAGCGAAUCAAGGCCAUGCUGAAAAGCCCUCUAUUCCAUCAGCUACUAGCAGUGCAACAGUCUCUAAGAGAACUAAACACACAGUACCACAGAACGUCUUAUGAAAACAUCAAGGGUUUUGACUUUGCUCCAAAUGGGGAAUUGAUCUUCCCCCAAGGGGUCCCGUUUGAGGAGAGUGUGGAUCAAGAAGUGGAUGUUGGCACACCUCUUUCCCAACGGGGUGUCCUGUCACUUGAAUCCGAACCUGACAUGCAUGUGUUUCCUGAUGGACAAGACUAUACUGAAGAAAACAGGGAACAGUUGCUUGAAGAACUGAGUAAAUCCAAGUACGGGGAAGACGAAGCAUUUCAGGCAAAGAUUGAAGGGCUUGCACAGGGACGUGAGGUGGAGACGGUUGUUCUUAAUAAGCCUGGCCAAGGAGGGCUGGGAUUCAGUGUUGUUGGACUGAAAAGUGAGAAUCGAGGAGAGCUUGGUAUCUUUAUCCAGGAGAUUCAAGAAGAAGGUGUUGCUGGGAGGGAUGGUCGCCUACGGGAGAGUGACCAGAUCCUGUCUAUUGAUGGGCAGCAGCUAGACAGUGGUAUAUCUCACGAGGAAGCCAUUGUCUUGCUCCAGAAGACCAGGGGGGAGGUAGAAUUGAUAGUUGCACGAGGUGGUAUUCCCAGGACAGGGACGUCACGCACCACAUCUGGUGCCAGUUCUGUGAUAUCCAGAACUCCGUCUAAUGUCAGCUUGGUCUCCGAUGCAUCGACCACCAUCCCAGCUGACGAUGGAACCCACUGGAGGCAAAUUGAGACAAUAGACCUACACAAUGAUGGAACAGGUCUUGGAUUUGGCAUUAUUGGAGGGCGGAGCUCUGGAGUGUCAAUCAAGACUAUCCUCCCUGGAGGGGUAGCUGACAAGGAUGGUCGUCUACAGGAGCAUGACCAGAUUAUGCAGAUAGGAGACGUGAAUGUCGGCGGCAUGGGGAGUGAGCAGGUGGCACAGGUGCUGCGCGAUGCAGGGUCCCACGUCAGACUCGUCAUAUCCCGCCUGGUGGAGAAUGAGCCCCUUCAGGACCCCCCACAGGCGGUGCCACAGGAAGCGGGCGAGGAAGAUGUGGAGUUAUUUAAUGUUGAUUUGGUCAAAGGAACCCGGGGCCUGGGAAUAACCAUUGCUGGAUACAUCGGUGAAGCUAAUUCAGAUGAGCUUGCAGGGAUAUUUAUCAAAAGCAUAGCACACGGGAGCACUGCUGCACUUGAUGGCAGGCUGAGGGUCAACGAUCAAAUAAUCCAGGUUGGUAGUGUUAGCCUUCAUGGGAAGAACAAUGGUGAAGCUGUCGAAAUCCUGAAGCAAACUGGGCCAGUUGUUAGUUUGAAGGUCGCACGGCAUAUCCCCGGCAAGCAUAGCAGGCCAGAAACACCACAAUCGACACCCCUCUCACCAGGAAGGCAAACACCUCAAUCUUCGCAUAGUCCUAGGUCAGUUACUCCGGUUGUCAUCCAGCCUGAGAAAUCAAUUGCAGUGGAAUCAGCAGAUGCUAAGGCUGAAGCGGAGUUGCAAAGAGAACUCCAGACCCUGGACACAGAAGCGGUAAAACAACACUAUCAGACCAUAAUUGGUGAUAAUAUGGAGAUACUGGUGGCUGAGAUGACUAAGUUUAGUCCAGCUGGUGGACUUGGGAUCAGUCUUGAAGGCACUCAGUAUCCUCUAGAUGGCUCAAUGCCAUGGCAUAGGAUACAUGCAGUCAACCCUGAAGGCCCUGUUGGCAAGAAUGGCAUCAUACAGUCUGGAGAUCACUUGAUCGAGGUUAAUGGUGUUGGAGUGUUGGAUCUCGGUCACAAUGAAGUAGUGACUUUAAUCCAGUCACUUCCCAUGGAGUUCAGACUGGUAGUAGCCAGGAAGAAAGAUUACCCAGAAGAACCAGAGACAUCAGUCACCAUGAGUCAGUCAGAGGUCGAGAGCUUGCCAACGGUUCAGCUAGAUGAUGUCAGCUCUACUAUUGAUGCGCCUGUGGGUACUGGCCCCAGUCCAUCAUCCUCCCGCCGCCAGAAGUCUGUUAGUGACCAGUCAAUGUGGUCAAACAAGAUAGAAUAUGUGGAGCUGGAAAAGGCGGAUAAAGGCCUGGGCUUUAGCAUCCUAGAUUACCAGGACCCGUCAAACCCCGAGAAGACAGUAAUUGUGAUCCGAAGUCUUGUGCAUGGAGGUGUGGCAGAACAGGAUGGCAGUCUCCAUCCUGGGGACCGACUCAUGUCUGUUAAUGAAGUCAACUUAGAGCAUGCAUCGCUUGACUUUGCCGUACAGACGCUCAAAGGCACAAACAGGGGUAACGUGAUCAUCGGAGUGGCCAAACCCAUCCCUGUCCCUGAUGACUACGAGGAGGAUAGCAACCAGGGCGAGUCGCUGCCUGACACCAAACGACCCUUUCUACCGACAUUUGACCUGGACAAUGAGUCGAGACCUGGCAAAGCCGACAUAAGUCUGAUGGACAAUAUCGAAAAUAACGGCAAAGAUAGUGACACAGAUUCGAUGGUCACGAGCGAGCAAUCCUCAAAGUUCGACUUUGGGCCGCCAUUACUCUUCUCGGGUGACUCGCUAGACCUGGACAACCUCCCGGACUCAGUCAAGUCCCGGAUGCAAACAAUUACGAUCAGACGACAAAUGGUCGGUAAACUCGGUGUAUCACUAAAGGGCGACGAGGACGGGUCCGGCUGUGUGGUGACGUCAGUCAUGAGGGGCGGUGCCAUCGCGAUUGAUGGACGUAUUGGUGUUGGGGACCACAUCGUAGCUGUCAAUGACGAGAGCUUGAUUGGGCUAUCCCGACAUGCGGCAAGGGCCGUGCUUCGAAAACAAUCUCUGCAGAAAGACAUUGUGUUCACGUUUAUUGAGGGCACACACACAGACGUGAGGAACAGAGUUCAUUCGCCAACCUCGUUCAUAGAUGACAGCUGUUCGUCAUCUCAACUCUCGCUCCAGUCCACCAGCUCGCAGCACGUGCCGGAGAUAGAGGAAGACCCGGCAACUACCAGGGUUUCCAUUGAUAAGCAGGAAGCGUCAACUCGUGAAGACAGCCCCGCGUUCCUGACGCCGUUCGACGUGCCUUUUGUAGAGACCGAAAGCGGACUUCGUGUUGUGGAGCUACGACGGGAGCCCGAGGUGGGCCUGGGUAUUAGUAUUGCGGGCAACAAGCGUGGUCAGCGGCAGGGUGUUCACGUCAGACAUGUGCUGGAGAAUAGUUCGGUGGCCCGACUCGGCGAGCUUAAGGCCGGAGACCAGAUCCUAGAGGUCGACGGUCACGACCUCCGUAACGCCUCUCACGAGGAAGCUGCGGAAGUGAUCCGACGAGCUCGAAGUCCUGUCCGAUUUGUGAUCCGGACUAUCCAGGACAAGGAAGAUCCUUUGUCUUUGGACACAAUGGGUAGUCCUAGCAGUUUCGAAGGUCCCGUGACCACCAUCAAUGCUCGCACGAGUUACGAACCCAGCCAGCCAAUCACAGCGCGAGAUGACUUACACAAGGAUAUCCCCAUCUCGGCCAAGAACCUGGACUCCCCACCACGUGACUCCUCAUCACGUGACUUCCCAUCACUUGAGCAGACCGCGCCUCAUAAGGAGCAAACCAUUGAAGCUAACGUGUCGGCUCCAGACCACAGCGAGAUGCCUUCCUACGAGGAUAGGAUACGAGAGCUACAGGCCAAGUACCCGGAUGUUACGGGAGAGCACCUGUUAGUGAGCCUAUCCAAGGGUAACACUGGACUGGGUCUGAGUAUCGCUGGAGGGAAGGGCGUCGCCGUCAAUCGUAUCUUCAUAGUGGACGUCAAACCCGGCGGACCGGCUGAACAAGAUGGCCGCAUCAAACAAGCCGACGAGAUUCUCGAGGUCAACCGAACCCCUGUACGAGGGAUGUCCCACUACCAGGCCUCCACGGUACUGAAAAACACAGGCACUAGCGUGGAGCUUGCGCUGGGACGAUCACGUGAGGCCGCCGAGUACUUGAGCCGCACGAGACAGCAGGCAUCGCCACAUUCUACCGAACCAGACAUCAAGCCCUCGAACAUCCAGACCACGGAGAGCACGCCAAGUAUAUCCCCCAGGGGGGUGGAGGUAGCAGCAGGGCCGCGCCGCACCCCUCCCCCCGUGGCGCCAAAGCCCGAACGCAGCACUGACAGCUUGAAGAGGUCUAGUCCCCAGGCUGGCUCGGUCACGGUAUCGCCGACUCUGUUGGCUGAGCUGUCGGGUGGACAGCUGGUUGAAUACAUCGACUUUGUUAAGGGACCCACUGGUCUUGGGUUUGCUGUGGUUGAAGGGCCGGGCUUCCGAGAAGGCGAAACUGGUAUCUAUGUAAAAAGCGUUACUGAGGGAGGCUCGGCAGCUAAGGACGGCAGGUUGCGCAAGGGAGACCAGCUUAUCGCUGUGGAUGACCAGGCCAUAGUCGGUCUUUCCCACGCAGAGGCGGUUCGUAUUCUGAAGAGAACUGAGGGGCAAGUGUCUCUAGUGAUCGCUAGACGUCACCCUACAACCAAACCAGCCCAGCCCGCGCCAACUCCGACCUCGUCAUCAGCACAGGCUGUUAUGUCUCGUCCCUCGCCCCCUGGGCAACCAGUACAGGCCCAACCCUCACCACCAGCGCAGCCCGCCUUUGACCGACCCUCACUCCCAGCGCAGCCUGUGGUUGCCAGACCCUCACCCCCAACGCAGCCUGUGCUUGCCCGACCCUCACCCCCAACGCAGCCUGUGCUUGCUCGACCCUCACCCCCAGGGCAGCCUGAUGCCAGGGAUAAGCCAGUGAAUGCAAAGGAACCAACGCCAGUGUCAGUUGCUGUAACGGCUACCGCUCCAAAUGAUCCCGCACCAGACCCCCGAACCACCCCGAUCAUCCCCGGUCAGGAGUGUCUGAUAGAAAUCCCCAAGGGAUCAACAGGCCUGGGACUGAGUAUUGUUGGCGGCGCGGAUACUUUGCUGGGAACAAUCGUUAUUCACGAAGUGUACGAAGAUGGAGCAGCUGCAAAGGACGGCAGGCUUUGGGCAGGAGACCAGAUACUUGAGGUGAAUAACUGUGAUUUAAGGGAAGCCACUCAUGACAUGGCCAUCAAUGCGCUGCGUCAGACCCCAGCAAUAGUCAGGCUUAGAGUACUACGGGACGAGUCUCAGUACAAGGACGAAGAUGCGUUUGAAUACUUGAAUGUGGAGUUGCUGAAGGUGCCCGGUCAGGGCCUGGGGUUGAGCAUAGUUGGCAGGAGAAAUGACACGGGAGUCUUUGUCUCUGAUGUGGUACGAGGAGGUGUCGCAGAGAGGGAUGGGCGGCUGGUACCCGGGGAUCAGAUCUUGUCUGUGAACGGAGAAGACCUGAGAAACGCAACACAGGACGUGGCCGCCAGCCUCCUCAAGAGGACGACUGGCCGUGUCUUACUGAACGUUGCCAGGCUCAAGCCUGGUAAUAGCUCUCGGCCUUCGUCACUAAGCAGCCUACCGCAGCUUCAGAUUGGCGCCGAGUCAACAAGCAGUAUUGAGAACUCCUUCCCUCCUGUCAACUACGAUCUUGAUAUACCCUCUGAACCCGAAGCUAACCAGCGUGCGACACCACCCCUCCCCGUGCAGCAAGACUCACCGAGCCAAUCAGACGACGAAGAGGAGAGCGAAAGUCCUCUACAGACCAAAAUCAUCGAGCUGGAGCGGGGCCCCGAGGGACUGGGGUUUAGUAUCGUUGGGGGGCAUGGCAGUCCCCAUGGCGACCUGCCCAUCUACGUCAAGACAGUCUUCCCGACAGGCGCCGCGUCACGUGACGGCAGGCUCAAGCGAGGUGAUCAGAUCAUCGCCGUCAACGGGCAAAGCCUUGUAGGGGUAUCCCAUGAGUCCGCGGUGUCGCAACUGAAGAAAACCCGAGGAAAAAUAAUACUCACAGUACUCUAUUAAGGCUUGAAAGAGCACCAUAUAGGAAGAAGCAUUCUGAUAGGCUCGAGAAAUUUGAUACACAUUAUAAAGGAAACAUUGACACAUUGUACAUACCACUUGAGAGAUGUAUCUCCAUUUUAUUAGAAUUUUGUUUGAGGAAA